Messenger RNA from Tetrahymena thermophila SB210, 1299 nucleotides. RefSeq names its product 2-oxoglutarate dehydrogenase complex protein, putative. Gene Ontology annotation, molecular function: dihydrolipoyllysine-residue succinyltransferase activity. Gene Ontology annotation, cellular component: oxoglutarate dehydrogenase complex. The record is from RefSeq and is a predicted model, not a curated record. Gene Ontology annotation, biological process: tricarboxylic acid cycle. The transcript is spliced from 7 exons. Lineage: Eukaryota; Ciliophora; Oligohymenophorea; Hymenostomatida; Tetrahymenidae.
AUGAGAUCUGCCAUCAAGAAAUUAUUGCCCUUAGUUUAAUUAACCAAGACCAUGCCCAAGUACUCCUUGGUCACUGUCAAUGCUAAGAAUAGCAUGAAAAUCAAGCAAUUCUAGAGCUAAUAUCUCCUUACUCACACUAGCAAGGCUAAUUUCGCAAUUAAGACUAUCAAUGUUCCUUCUAUGGGUGACUCCAUCACUGAAGGUCAAGUUCACUAAAUGUUGAAGAAGGUUGGUGAUUAUGUUGAAUUAGACGAAGUCGUUUGCAGCGUCGAAACCGACAAGACCCAAGUACCAAUUCGUUCUCCUGAAGCUGGUGUUAUCACUGAAUUAUUUGCCUAAGAAGGUGAAAACGUUAAUGUAGGAAAGCCCUUCUUUGUCCUUGAUACUGAUGGUAAAAAGCCUGAAGGUGCUGCUAAGCCAGCUGCUGCCGCUGCUGGAGCUAAAAAGGAAGAAGCUCCUAAGAAAGCUGAAGCUGCUAAGCCUGCUGCCUCCACCCCUGCUCCUGAAGCUGCUAAAAAGACUGAAGCCCCUAAGGCUGCUUCCUCUUCUGCUGCUUCCCAAAAACCCACUCAAAUGGCUAUCCAAUGGGGAGAAAAGAAUAGAACUGAAACUAGACAACCCUUAUCCAAGAUGAGACAAAGAAUCGGUUAAAGACUUAAAGACUCUUAGAAUACAUACGCUUUACUUCCUACUUUCAACGAAGUUGAUAUGAGCAACGUCAUGGAAAUAAGAAAUAAAUACUAAGAACAAUUCCAAAAGAAACACAACGUUAAGCUUGGUUUCAUGUCUUUCUUCGUUAAGGCUGCUACUGCUGCUCUCCAAUAAUAACCUAUCGUUAAUGCAGUUAUUGAUGGAAAGGAAAUUGUUUAUAGAAACUACGUUGAUAUUUCAGUUGCCGUUGCCACCCCUACUGGUUUAAUGGUUCCCGUUCUUAGAAAUACCGAAAAUAUGUCUUUUGCUGACGUUGAAAGGGAAAUUAUCCGUUUAGGAAAUAAAGGUAAGGAAGGAUCCAUUACCGUUGAAGAUAUGGUCGGUGGUACUUUCACUAUUUCUAAUGGUGGUACUUACGGUUCUUUGUUCGGUAUGCCCAUCUUGAACCCUCCUCAAUCAGCUAUUUUGGGUAUGCACGCUGUCUAAAACAGACCCGUUGUUAGAGGUGACCAAAUCGUUGCUAGACCUAUGAUGUACUUAGCUUUAACUUAUGAUCACAGACUUAUUGACGGUAGAGAGGCUGUUACCUUCUUAAAAACUAUCAAGGAAAUAGUCGAAGAACCCUCUAAGCUGUUAUUUGAAAUUUGA